AGACAUGCUAUCUCAAAGAAAUAGAGAGAAAUUGAGAUAAACAAUGGAUCCCUUUUUUCUUUUUUCACUAGCAUUUGUACUUCUUUACUUUUCUCUCUAUCUCAUCUUCGUCAUCCUCAAAGGCAAUUACUCCAACAAACACACAAAUCUUCCACCAGGCUCAAGUGGAUGGCCAAUCCUUGGGGAAAACAUGGACAUGGCUUCAUCCCCUGAGAAAUUCAUCCAUGAAAGAAUGAAAAAACACUCCUCACAAGUCUUUAAAACCUCCCUCUUAGGUGAAAAAAUCGUCGUUUUCUGUGGAUCAAGUGGUAACAAGUUCUUGUUUUCAAAUGAAAACAAACUUCUCGGCACAUGGUGGCCACAGUCUUUCACCAAGCCACUAAUGUGCCCAACUCAAUCCCAAAAUACUGUCAAAAGAUUUGCUAUCAUAAAUCGCGUGCUCCUUCACGAAAUCCUCAAACCCGAAAAUCUCAAACAAUUCAUCCCUUUUAUGGAUUCCAUGGCUCGCGAUCACUUGAGCCAAGAAUGGCUCCCUUUCAAGGAAGUCAAAAUUUACCCUCUAGCCAAAAAAUAUACUUUCACCUUAGCUUGUAAAUUAUUCCUAUCAAUAGAGGAUUUUCAACACGUAAAAAAGUUAUUGGAUCCCUUCGUUCUUGUCACGUCGGGGAUGUACUCCGUGCCCAUAAAUUUUCCCGGUACGCCUUAUAAUCGAGCGAUAAAAGGUGGAAAAAUGGCUCGUGAAGAGUUUUUGAGGGUUAUUAGGGAGAGGAAGAAGGAGACAAUGGAGAAAAAGAAUUAUGAGAAAAGUUACAAUGACUUGUUGUCUCGACUUAUGAGUUCUAGUGAUGAAAAUGGACAAUUGAUGAAUGAUGCAGAUAUUUGCAACAUUAUUAUGGGAUUGCUAACUGCAAGCUAUCAUACUACAAGUGGUGCAAUUACUUUUGUAUUGAAAUAUCUUGCUGAGCUCCCUAAAAUUUUUAAUGAGGUUUAUAAAGAACAAAUGGAAAUUGCAAAGUCUAAAGCUGGAGAAGAGUUGCUAAAUUGGGAUGACAUCCAGAAAAUGAAGUAUUCUUGGAAUGUAGCAUGUGAAGCACUAAGGCUAAUGCCACCAGCUCAAGGUGCUUUUAGAGAGGCCAUUACUGACUUCACAUUUGGAGGAUUUACUAUCCCAAAAGGAUGGAAGACAUUUUGGAAUGUGUAUUCAACACACACAAAUCCAAAAUAUUUUCCAGAGCCAGAAAAGUUUGACCCCUGUAGAUUUGAAGGGAGUGGGCCAGCACCAUACACUUUUGUACCAUUUGGAGGAGGACCAAAAAUGUGUCCAGGAAAAGAGUAUGCAAGAUUGGAAAUUCUAGUGUUUAUGCAUAAUGUGGUCACCAAAUUCAAGUUAGAGAAAUUGGUUCCAAAUGAAGAGAUUAUUUACCAAGCUUCACCUGUUCCUGCCAAUGGCCUCCCUGUUAGGAUUCAACCCUAUGGAAAUUAAAUGUCUCUUUUUAAAUGGGGGAAAAGGUAAUUAAGUUAGAAUAUCCUUUUAUAUUGAAUAUUGAUGUAUCCCUUGGAUUAUUCUUGACUUCAUUCAAAAAGGAUUAAUUCGAGGCCUAUAAAAUUAAUUU
Messenger RNA from Lycium ferocissimum, 1613 nucleotides. RefSeq names its product beta-amyrin 6-beta-monooxygenase-like. Lineage: Eukaryota; Viridiplantae; Streptophyta; Magnoliopsida; Solanales; Solanaceae. Gene Ontology annotation, molecular function: iron ion binding; heme binding; oxidoreductase activity, acting on paired donors, with incorporation or reduction of molecular oxygen. The transcript has 3 exons. The record is from RefSeq and is a predicted model, not a curated record. Gene Ontology annotation, biological process: sterol metabolic process. The coding region runs from base 44 to 1483 and encodes 479 amino acids.